ACAGGUUCUGUCGUAACCCGCAGACUCAGCCUUUGCGGUCACUUGUGACUUGCUGGAAGGGGAAAAGCUUCAGGCUGCAGCCCAGUGGCCCCAGUUGCAAAUUUCAGUUCGUUCGUUGCAAGCCAAGUCAUCCAUGAAUAUCAAAAAAUAAGCCAAGGGUCCUAGCUUGAAACAGGCCCAAAAAGGGGAUCAAACCCCACUCGAUGGAUCUCUAGAAAGUCAAAAUACUUCAUGCCGUAGAAUGUCCGUUGUAUCUUUAUAUAUCCCCAGGUGUCCAUGCUUUCCCCAUACUCACAGAUUUACGCCUCUCCUUUGUAAAUUUCCAUUCUUUGGGGUCCCAUUCUUCAUUCCUACAUUCAUUAUUCGCGCUGGCUGAGCCAUGUGAAGAUGGCUUCCAUUGAUCUCGCCGUUGCAAUUCCGACUUUGAUCGGAAGCUUACUUUCUUGCUUUGCUUCGGGACUGAUCUUCUGCUGUUACAUAUUCCUUCCACAAAUCCCUCAUUUUCGCCACAUUCUUAUCAUAAAUCUCGCGGCAGCUGGUAUGCAUUUUGACUUCUCCAAACUCAAACUCUGGCUGACUUUCAUGCGAUAGAUUUUAUCAAUUCUUUCAACAACACCGUCUCCGGCCUCUGGAUUUUAGGAAAUGGUGAUCUUUCUGUCGGGGGCAAAUGUUCAUUGAAUGGCUGGCUUGGCCAAUUGAGUGUACAAGGAGUCGACUUUGCAAUCCUCUUGAUCGCCAUUGCAACAGUCAUGUCAUUACUAGGAAAACAUGGGAUGUUUGAUACCAGCAUCAAAAGCAAGGUCAUCUUAACGACUGCUGUUUGGCUCAUGCCAGUAAUUACAAGUAAGAUAGCCAAUAACCAAGACAUGGACUAUACUGACAAGUUCAUAGGCUUCACCGCGCUUGGCCUGAAGGCGUACACUCCAGUUAGUGGAAACUGGUGUUGGAUUUCUGCCGAGAAACCCAUUCUCCGAUACGGUCUCACCCAUGUAUGGCGAUUCAUCAUUAUCUUCGUCACAGUAUGCCUUUACGUUUAUCUCUACAUCUACUUUCGUUCCGAGCUCAAGGAAAUCGCCGCUCUGCGUCGACCAUCCGACGCGUCCUUUGCCACGUCGAUAAUGGACGCUCCGAAGGAGGAGGACGAGGAGUUUGAAAUGCGAGACAAGGAAAUGAGAUUGAACUCUUUUAGUCACGAAGACGACUCGGUUCCGAUAUCUUCCUCGAAAGCGCUUACGAAUUUUACUUCUUAUGAACAACAGUAUGGCUCCGCCACGCAUGAGCAAACUCUUGAAUACGACCGCUCUGCAUCCCUCGUAAAGAAACAACGAGAGAUACAAAAGGUUCUGCUUCUUAACGCAUAUCCGAUCGCCUAUGUUAUUCUCUGGCUCCCAGGGCUCAUCAACCGCCUGAACGAAUUGAACGGGAAUCACUCAAGGGUACUGCAAAUCAUGCAGAGCUCAUCGCAAUUUGUUGGGCUCGCAAACGCAAUUACCUAUGGAUACAACGAAGGAAUCAAGAGGCAAAUGAGGAAGUGGUGGACGAAGAAAAGUGGACAGUCUAAUCAGCGCGGUAUGGUUUAGGACUAGGGAGGGAGAAUUUCACGUAUUUUGGUUUUGUUCUUUAAGCGGGUUUGGGUCGGAUUCAUAAUAUACCACCAUAGCACAGCGUGCAUAUCCUUUUCAUUUAUAUAAUCUCCUUCAUACCUAGCGUAGUCGAGCAUUAUAAAAAACUGAAAAAAAUAAAACAUAAUUUAAU
Messenger RNA from Hymenoscyphus albidus, 1755 nucleotides. Lineage: Eukaryota; Fungi; Ascomycota; Leotiomycetes; Helotiales; Helotiaceae. The record is from the annotation of a GenBank genome assembly.